GCAACUGAGAAAAGCACGUAUACAGCCAACAGCAUACGUAUAUCUGUCUUCGAUUUUCUCUCGAAGUAGCUUCGUAAAGAACACGCUUUUUCGAGAAUUCCAAGUUCGAGUCGAAGUACAGUUUGCGCGCCGAUCCGCACGGUUCAUUCCGAGUCUCGAGAGUGCACGCACGGACGUACGGACGCGCUCCUCUUUAAAACCGGUUCAGUGUUGAGAAUCAGCAAAGGACGAGAAGCAAGAUGGCUGCCGCCACAAUGAACCACGUGUUCGACUACGAGAACGAGCUCAACGAUAAUCUCUACAACCUGAAGAUGUCGGGCAAGAGCACGGCCACCAACGGCAAACGGGUCAGAAGCGUGUUGAAGCCCAUUUUGAGAUUGUUGAAGAAGAAGACGAACAGAGGGAAAUACGCCAAAGACCAGAAGGCCGUGCCACAAGUGGAGAUCUUCACCGAGGAGGUGGACAAUCAGAAUAAUGCCAACGAAGCACUGGAGAGGCGACUGUUGGCGGAACUUCAAGACGCUGAGGAAGGAGCUGCCAUCACUGUCUGCUUGGACGGGCAGAUGACAGUCGUACCGGUUGUACCUGGUCAGUGCUACGUGCCCGUUCAUUUCGCGCACACCCACGCUGGCGACUUUUAUUGGACGACCCUGAGCAUGGCCGACAGUGACCUGUGCUACAAGGAACGCGCCUUCUCUCAACAUCAAACACCUGAGAUGCAGGUCGCGUGAAAAGUCACAUCAUCGGCGUACGAUCAAGUUCAACUACCUCGUGCUAGAAUGCACAUCACCCUCGGAAAUCGAUCUUCGAAGUCGAUGUUGAGGAUUCAUGGAGACCUUGGAAAACCACCUGCGAGGAUGCUCCGUCGUAACGUCCUAGUGACACGAAGAUUCGACGAGAAAUAAUGAAAACUUGCUGGGGAUCAAAACGGACGAAGAUGACGUCUACAAGAUGGAGCUGGGGAGAAUAUUUGACCUUGAGGGGCUGCCUCUCGCGCUGCCAGACUGCCUUUAGAUAAGAUAACAUCGAA
Molecule: messenger RNA, 1030 nt
Organism: Bombus impatiens (common eastern bumble bee)
Lineage: Eukaryota; Metazoa; Arthropoda; Insecta; Hymenoptera; Apidae
Exons: 1
Coding region: 240-731 (163 amino acids)
Biological process (GO): sensory organ development; Notch signaling pathway
Source: RefSeq, a predicted model, not a curated record